AUGGCCGACUCUCCACAAAAGAAAUCGAUGAAAUCCCAGGCGGACGACGAUGUCGAGGAGUAUGAAUACAAGACUGUCAGGUACAAGGACUUCGUCACGAAGCCGAAGUAUAUACCAUGGUGGAUUCUGGCGGUUGUGGUUGGGGUGCUCACCAUAUUAUUUGCGGUCAAUCACGAUAGAAUUGUGGAGGCUUUAACACCUAUAUCUAAGAAGAUCAGAGCCAUUCCAGGAGGCUUCAUUAUCCCAGUCGCCAUUUUGAUUGCGAUUUCUUUCCCUCCACUAUUCGGUCAUGAACUCGUUGCUUUACUUUGCGGUGUCGUCUGGGGUCUGUGGAUAGGCUUCGCCAUUGUAGCAGCGGGGACCUUUGUAGGAGAAAUCGGCACAUGGUACGCAUUCAAAUAUGCAUUCCGAAGGAAAGCCGUGAAACUGGAGCGUACGAACCUGAAUUACGGAGCACUAGCACGCUUCACUCGCGACGGAGGAUUCCUCGUGGUGCUCAUCAUUCGCUUCUCCAUCAUCCCCUCCCACUUCUCCACGGCCGUCUUCUCAACCUGCAACGUCGAAUUCUGGCACUUCGCCGUCGCCACCUUCCUCACACUGCCCAAGCAAAUUGUGAUCGUAUAUAUUGGCGUCCUGCUCGCGCAACAGCAAUCUAAAAACAACACUGUCAACAAUGUCGUGCUGGCAAUCACCAUCACCACCACCGUUGUUGCCGGAGUGUACGUCUACCGCAAAAUGGGAGCAACGAAGAAGGUUUUGCUUGAAGAACAGGCUGCGAGAUUAGAUGCGAAGGCGAGAGAUCUGAAUCUCAAUCGCACGAAUUCGAAUUCGAGUUCGAGUGGUGAGCGCGAAGGGCUGUGGCAGAAUAGGAGUUAUAGCCCGGAACGAACGCCACCGAGGACGUAUGUGCCGCCGAGGGGGGGAAUGAAUUAUUAUGAGAUGGAGAAUCGGUCAAGGGAUGUGGUGUAUGGCGGGGAGCAAAAUGGGAGGCCGACGACUGUGCCGAGGGAUUUUAUUUGA
Messenger RNA from Hyaloscypha bicolor E, 1020 nucleotides. RefSeq lists its product as uncharacterized. Bases 1 to 1020 code for a protein of 339 amino acids. NCBI's taxonomy places the organism in Eukaryota, Fungi, Ascomycota, Leotiomycetes, Helotiales, Hyaloscyphaceae. The transcript is spliced from 4 exons. The record is from RefSeq and is a predicted model, not a curated record.